AUGGAUAUUUGCUGUAAAUUUUCUACAGCAUUUGUUUUUGGUUUUCUUGGGGUUGCUCAAGCGUUUGGAGUACUGACACUUCUAAAAACAGGUUUCUUUAUCAAUGGAUCCUGGACAGAGAAAGAAAAAAUCCUCGCACAACGGCUGAAAAGAACACUUUUGCUAUAUCGGCGCUUGCAAAGAAGAGAGGCAACAACUAAGCGACUUCUUCCAAAUACAAAUUCAGUCAAUCCUGUUGAACCAACAUGUGUUACUCAGGAUAAUCCUGAUGUUGGAUGCUCUUCUUCUAUUUCAAAAACUGUAGUCACUGCGUGCGACGUUUUUACGGCACCAAAUGUGCUUCAAAAGGGAAAAAUUGUAGCCUAUGCUUUCCGAGUUUUUGAAAAAGGUUCAAUAUCGGGCGGCUCAAAUCAGUCACAUGCUCCAAGCUUUGAAAGGCUUUCAACAGCCGGAACUUGUGCAGAAUUUAAGCAUUUCCAAACGUACAUCAGAACAUAUAACAAUCUGCUCGCUUUUACCUCACUUGGUGUUAGCUAUGAUAAAGAUCUGACCAAAAGAAAUCGCAGUGUAUAUACAUUCAGAGUUCAAGGGCAAAUGCAUCACUUUAUAGAUGAUUUAUAUCCUGCAGAGAGAGGGCCGAGAAACUUGCAGUUGUAUUUUUAUGAUAACAACAAUGAGGUUGCGAAUAGAAUGGCUUGCUCCGAUAAAAUAGAUGAAUCAAUAGUGAGGGAAUUGAUGGAUAUACUAAGAGUUAAUCCAUAUUUGAUAUUUUUAUGAACUUUAUCUGAGAUUCCAAACUUACAGAACCAUCACAUCGCAUUGAAAUGUGACUCUGGAUUGGAUCAACGAGUAUUUAAUCUGCCAAGUACUACUGAGGUCGCAGCGAUAUGGGUUGACGAAAAUGAUGGUGGUGCUAUUCAUGUACCGCAUGUUCAAGUUUAUACCCACAGUAACAGAACACAAAGAGUGAACUAUUAUUUCGGAUGCUAUGAUCCUUUACAAUAUCCUCUAUUGUAUCCAUAUGGACAAAGUGGAUGGCACUGUGGUAUUAAGAAGUUCCACAGUACCGAAAAUAUUCGCAGAAAACAUGUUUUGUAUGAGUCUGAACAGUUACCGAAUAUCAAAAAUUUCACUUCUGUUGAUGGAUACCUGGAUAUGGAAGAUCAAGUUCUACAAAAAGGAAAACGAAAGAGAGAUGCAGUUUCAGUUCGAGAAUACUAUUGUUAUAAAUUUUAGAUGAGAAGCGAUGAUGAAGAUGAACUUCUACAUAGUGGAAGAUUAUUUCAACAGUAUUCGGUUGAUGUAUACAUAAAACUAGAGACUCAAAUACUAGAUUUUGUAUUCUUCAAUCAAGAUUUGUUUAGAAUGGAUGUAUUGCAAGGACUCAUUGACAUUUUGAGACUUGGUGAAAGAGAUGCUUCUAAUGUUGGGUAACAGACGUUUUUGACA
Molecule: messenger RNA, 1449 nt
Organism: Lycium barbarum (goji berry)
Lineage: Eukaryota; Viridiplantae; Streptophyta; Magnoliopsida; Solanales; Solanaceae
Exons: 6
Coding region: 1-777 (258 amino acids)
Source: RefSeq, a predicted model, not a curated record